CUGCCCCUCACCCACCGUCUUUCUCCUUCGCACCAUGCGAUCUCUCCUGCUGGCACUUCUCGGAGCGUGGGCUGUCCAGCCCACCGCUGCCCAUGUGGCUCAUGCUCGUGAUCAGGGCCAAUGCAAGCAGACCACCGUCGCUAUUCUUGGUGGUGGUAUGGCUGGCAUUGCUGCUGCGCAAGCGCUGCACAACGCCUCGAUGAACGACUUUCUGAUUCUCGAGUACAAUGACCGCAUUGGAGGACGGGCGUGGCACCAGCCGUUCGGCAAGAAGAAGGAUGGCAAGCCGUAUAUCAUCGAAAAUGGCUGCAACUGGGUGCAAGGUCUUGGAAGCCCUGGGGGUCCGCAGAAUCCCGUAUGGACAUUGGCCCAAGUGUACAAUCUCUCGACCACCUACUCCAACUACAGCAACCUGUCAACCUACAACCACAAUGGCUACAGCGAUUACUCCUACCUGCUGGACGAGUACGACGACGCCUACGACACCGCCAACGCCAACGCGGGCGUCAUCCUGACGGACAACCUGCAGGAUUCCACGGCGCAGACCGGUCUUGCAAUGGCCGGGUGGCGUCCAAAGGUGACAGACAUGGAGGCGCAGGCGGUGGACUGGUGGUCUUGGGACUUCGAAGACGCCUACACUCCGGCCGACAGCUCCUUCGUCUUCGGUUGCGCCGGCAGCAACCUGACGGUCAACGGCUUCAGCGACGAAGACAACUUCGUGACCGACCAGCGGGGGUUCAGCACGAUCAUCGAGGGGAUGGCGUCGACCUUCCUCCGGCGCAACGACAGCCGCCUGCACCUGAACACCCAAGUCACCAACAUCACCUACACCGCCACGGGGGUGACGAUCACCACGGCGUCCGGCGACUGCUACCAGGCCGCGUACGCGAUCACCACCUUCUCGCUGGGGGUGCUGCAGCAGUCGGACGCGGUCAGCUUCUCGCCGGCGCUGCCGCAAUGGAAGCAGGAAUCCAUCCAAGCCUUCACGAUGGCGACGUACACCAAGAUCUUCUUCCAGUUCAACGAGACCUUCUGGCCCGCGGACACGCAGUACCUGCUGUACGCCGACCCCGUCACCCGCGGCUGGUACCCGAUCUGGCAGUCCCUCAGCACCCCCGGGUUCUUCGAGGACAGCGGGAUCAUCUUCGUGACCGUCACCCAGGACUUCGCCCACCGCGCCGAGCGCCAGUCCGACGAGCAGACCAAGCAGGAGGCCCUCGCCGUGCUGCGCGCCAUGUUCCCCAACGUCACCGUCCCGGACCCCGUCGCCUUCCACUACCCGCGCUGGUCCACCGAGCCCUGGGCGUUCGGGACCUACUCCAACUGGCCGCCCGCCGUGACGCUGGAGAUGCACGAGAACCUGCGCGCCAAUGUCGACCGGGUGUGGUUCGCCGGCGAGGCCACCAGCGCCGGCUACUUUGGGUACCUGCACGGGGCCUGGUUCGAGGGCCGCGCGGCCGCGCAGGAGGUCGGCCGGCUGUUGCGCGGCAAGUGUCUGGCGGGCAACUACACGGGCAGCUGUGAGGGCCGGAAGCGGUACGAGGUGCUGCAUGGCACGAGUCCGUUGGCGGAUUAUACGGCGGUGGAUGGGUGGACGGCGAAUAGCUUCUACGACUUCAAUGAUGAUUAGUCGUGUCGCCACCGAUGAGAUGAAGGUAGAGGUAGGGAAGUUAGGGGAGUUGUAUAUAAGUUCAUUGUGGUGUGUAUUUAGUAGGGGGUGUAUCUUAUACCACGUCCAUGACACUGUUGACCUCUCACAAGUAACCCGUUGUUGUAUACUGCGUUCACAUCACAUCAAGCUUCAUGACCUUCAUAACUAUAUCCCAUUCCCCUCGACUAUCAACAAACACCACCACCCCACAAACUUCCGUUC
This is a messenger RNA of Aspergillus fijiensis CBS 313.89, 1873 nucleotides long. RefSeq names its product putative flavin containing polyamine oxidase. Gene Ontology annotation, molecular function: oxidoreductase activity. The record is from RefSeq and is a predicted model, not a curated record. NCBI's taxonomy places the organism in Eukaryota, Fungi, Ascomycota, Eurotiomycetes, Eurotiales, Aspergillaceae. The transcript has 6 exons. The coding region runs from base 35 to 1630 and encodes 531 amino acids.